CUCCCGCCGCCGGUACCUGCUGCCCAGCACCGGGGCCAUGGCGGCCGAGACGCCGCGGGCCUCGCCCGGGCCCGGCGGGCUGAGGUAGAGUGGCCCGAGGUAGCGCGGCCCGAGCGCCCCCCCCUCGCGGGCUGAGGUGGUGCGGCCCGAGUACCCCCUCGCGGGCUGAGGUGGUGCGGCCCGCAGUGCUCACGUGACCUGGUGUUGACGCGUCGCCUGGCAACGGGAAGAUGGUGCGGCCGGCGGCGGGCAGAGCCCAACCGCAGCCCCAGCACCAUGGAGGAGGCCCCCGGUGCCGCAGCAGAGGGAUCUGGAGUGGAAUUCGGCUCCGCUGAGCAGAAUAUAGUCCGAGUUCCGUCACGUCUUGCUAUGGAGGCGGCAGGGAUGGAGAGCGGGGGUGGCAAUGAAGAGUCUGUUCCUCCGGAGCGCCAGGGAGAGACGUUUCCCCCAGCAGAAGCAGGACCCGCUGGAGCUACGGAGCCGUUCGUUAGUUCUGCACAAGAAAAAUCUCCUGAGACUUUCUCGGACGAAGUGGAAUUAGACAGUUGUCCUCCUGAGCUGGGUGCCAUGGAGCAGGCAGUAGCAGACAGAGGAGGUGCCAUCUGUGCGGCUGAGGAACAUGAAACAAGCGGAAGAAGUGAAGAAACUGUAGAAGAAACAGAACUGGUUGUCUUGGAUCCAGAACAUCCUCUGAUGAGAAGAUUCCAGGCUGCCCUGAAGGAUUACCUCACUAAGCAGAUGGAAGAAGUGAACCUGGAUCUCCGUGAGCUGAGGACAGCCACGAGGCGGGGCAGCGCGCAGAGGGAAGAGCUGGGGGUGGUUCUGUACGGCGCGCAGCAGCAGCUGGCGCAGCUGCAGACGGACCUGCACCAGAGCCACGAGCGCUGCGCCCGGGCGGCCGCGGCGCGGCGGCGCCUGGAGGAGGAGCUGGAGGCCGUCAGGCUCACCUACAAGAAAACGUGGCAGGACACAGAUGAUGAACGCAAGAAAGUUUCUGCGAUGCAGACCCAGGUUGAAAAGCUGGCCUUGCAUCUCUUCUACGCGCAGAAUAUGGACGAGGAGAUGCGUCAUAAUAUCUUACUGAUGAAACUGUCGGCAAGGAAGGCCGAGGCGGAGAAGGUCCAGGCUGAGGUGGAAAAGAAAAAACAGGAUCUUCUAGUAGACCUCUUAACAAGAAGAGCCUACGAGCUACAAGAGCAGAUUGCCCUGGUUGAAGCUCAGUGUGUGGCCCAGGCAGAGGACACAAAAGUAACUCGGCAAGCGGUCAAUGAGGCUUGUAUGGAGAUGCAGGCUAUUAACGUGGAGAAGAAGCGACUGAUGAACAACUGGAGUAGCAGCUUGGUUGGAAUGAAGCAAAGAGACGAGGCCUAUAUUGCCACCCAGGAGCUGCUGAGCAAGUACAGAGAUGAGCUGAAGACCCUAGAAACGGACAUCAAUGGCUGUAGAAAGUCAAUCAGGAAGGAGGAGGAGAAGAACGAGCUGCUUGUCACCAUGCUGAGCCGUUCACAGAACAAUGCCAAGACGACCACGAAGCUGAUUGCCCGGUGCCUCUCGAGGCAGGAGGCCCUGAAGGCUGAACUGAGCACCUACGCCCGUGUUCUCCAUGAGACAGAGCAGGCUCUCAGCAGGACCAAGAUGGAUCAAGCUACCCGUCUGCGUGAGUUGCUGUUCGUCCGCAAGGAUAUAGAGAGAGCAACGGAUGCCAAAGAGCUGCUGGAGAAUGAAAUCAUGGAGAAGGUUCAGGAACAGAUGAUGUCCAGCAAAGCCACAAAUCACUUCUCGCAGCUGGCUGCAAAACUUCGCAGGAGAAGAACGGAUCUGGAGCUGGAUUUUUGCAAGGUUGAGAAUGAUAUCGCCCAGGUUGUUCUGAAUGCAACUCAUACCACCGGCAGGCUGACAAUUCUGCAAAAAACGCUUGGUGAGCUGGACAAGGAAAUAAAAACCGUCCAUGAUCUGAUCAGCCGCAGUGAGAGCGAGAUUGCAAAGUGCCGUCUCCUGAGUGAGAACAAGCAGGUGGUCGUGAUCCAGUGCAACAAGAGGCUGGAGGUGCUUCUUUCCCAGCUGGGGGGGAAAGAACUGGGACCCCUGGAGAUUGAGAUCAACAAGCUGACCAAGGAGAUAGAAGAAUGCAAUUCUGAGCUGCUGAUGCUGCAGAAGUACUGGCUCAAUCUGCAGAAAGAGCUGGUGAAGUUAACGCAGGAACGGGAAGAGCAAUUAGCCUCUUUGGACUUGUUGAAGAAGCGGCUCACAAUAAUGCAGCAGAAGAAAGUACGCACUGAAAAUGAAAUUCAGCAGGAAACAAAGGAACAGAAGGACCUGGAACGUCACAUGAGGCACAUGUCGAAUGACUUGAUAAAGUUGAAUGUGCUGAUCCACAAGAACAACAACAGCUUUGAGGAGCUGCAAAGCGGCAACAUUAUCACAGAGAACGAGUUCCUACGCUCUCUCAAGGCAGCAGAAAAAGAAUCCCUUGAGCUGCAGGAGAAGCACGGUCAACUGGCUGAGGAGAAGGAAAGGCUCCUCAACAGCCUGGUGGAAGCAGAGCACCAAAUCAUGCUGUGGGAGAAAAAGAUCCAGCUGACAAAAGAGAUGCGUGCGGCGAUGGAUUCUGAGACAGGAGAAGGCGAAAUCCAGGCCAUGAGAAGAGAGAUUCACAGGAUGCAAGUCCGCUAUGGCCAGCUGAUGAAGCAGCAGGAGAAGAUGAUUCGUGAUAUGGAGGCGUCUGUUUCUCGUAGAGAGACCAUAGCGAUUCGUGGAGAGGCUCAGAACAAAAUGGACAAGAAGCGUAUCUCCAGGAGUGACUUCCACCGCAAGAAACAGGAGCUGAGAAAGAAGAUCAGCGAAACCCAGCAGAACACUGAAGACUGCAGCAGAGCCAUCGUGGAGCUGGAGAGCACCCACGCGGCCCUCAGUGCCUCCCUGCUGGCCAAGCAGCAAGAGCUGUGCAGACUGCAGGCGGAGUCCGAUGGGCUCGACUGGGACACAGAAUGUCUUCGGAACACGAAGCGAUGGAACCUGUUGGAGAUUGUGGCCUACCAGUCGCGCCAGAAGCAUCUGCAGGCGCUGAAGGAGGGGAAGUACAGUCCCCUGUGCCGCACGGAACAGGCCUGGAGGGGCGAGCAGCAGAAACUGCAGGACCGGCUCCGCACCAUUGACAGCAUUGUCCACCGGGUCCAGCAGGAGCAUCCUCAGCACCACAGGGCUCUGCAGUGGCUCCGACAGUGCCUGGGGUCCAGGCUCAGCUCGCAGGAAGCCUGACAGAGGCACAGAAAAAUACAUAUAAAAGAUGCAUAUAUAUAUAUAUUCUUGUUCUGCUGGAGACUGCGGGCCUUGUCCCUGAAUAAAUAUUUAAAAAUAA
Columba livia (rock pigeon) is the source of this 3358-nucleotide messenger RNA. RefSeq names its product coiled-coil domain 40 molecular ruler complex subunit (gene CCDC40). NCBI's taxonomy places the organism in Eukaryota, Metazoa, Chordata, Aves, Columbiformes, Columbidae. Gene Ontology annotation, cellular component: cytoplasm; cilium. Gene Ontology annotation, biological process: axoneme assembly; epithelial cilium movement involved in determination of left/right asymmetry; heart looping. The record is from RefSeq and is a predicted model, not a curated record. The transcript has 19 exons. The coding region runs from base 277 to 3258 and encodes 993 amino acids.